UGUAUUAUAGAUAUAUUUGAUGCUGAUGUUGGUCAGAAUGGCUCCUGCUCUUCCUCUGAUCUUUCUGCUCAUGAUUCACGGGGUUUCUAGUGCAGGUUGGGGUGUGAGUUACAGUCCUUCACACAUCUGUGCACUAAAGAACUCAUCAGUGAUAAUGAACUGCACUUAUACAUACCCUACUGAACAUCAGAUCAGGAAAGUGUUCUGGACCAAAAACCCUGUAAAGGAUGUAGAUCCUCCAGAUCUGUCUAAUGACACUGAAUACAGUCAGAGGCUUCAGUAUCUGGGAGAUAAACAGCAGAGCUGCACCAUGAGACUGAGUCAUGUGACACUGAAGGAUUCACACAUGUACUGUUUCAAAUUCAUCACUGAUAUACCUGGUGGUAAAUGGACUGGUUAUCCAGGAGUGACUCUUACUGUCACAGAUCUUCAGGUGGAGUCUCCUGAGAGAGUGACAGAGGGAGAUUCAGUCCGUCUGACAUGUAAAAGCAGCUGCACUCUGACUGACAGAGCAACAUUCAUCUGGUACAGAAACUCACAGAAGAUAUUAACUGAGAGAAGAGACAGAAACAAUGAACUCCUGCUGCAGUCAGUCAGAAGAGAGGAUGCAGGCAGAUAUAGCUGUGCUGUACACGGACACAAUCACAUCUCUCCUGCUGUUCAGCUCAAUGUCACGUACCCUCCCAGGAGCGUCUCAGUGUCCAUCAGUCCAUCUGGUGAAAUAGUGUCAGGAGAUUCAGUGACUCUGAUCUGCAGCAGUGAUUCAAACCCUCCUGCUCUGAACUUCAGCUGGUUUAAAGGAAGAACGUUUGUAGGAUCUGGAAGAAUCUACAGCAUCUCAAAGAUCAGCUCUGAUGACAGUGGAGAAUACAAGUGCAGAUCCAUCAAUGAUCAUGGAGAGAAAUACUCUGAUAAUGUGACUUUAAACAUCAUGUACCCACCCAGGAACGUCUCAGUGUCCAUCAUUCAGUCUGGUCAGAUUUGGGCAGGAGAUUCAGUGACUCUGAUCUGCAGCAGUGAUUCAAACCCUCCUGCUCUGAACUUCAGCUGGUUUAAAGGAGGAACGUUUGUAGGAUCUGGAAGAAUCUUCAACAUCUCAAAGAUCAGCUCUGAUGACAGUGGAGAAUACAAGUGCAGAUCCAUCAAUGAACAUGGAGAGAAAUACUCUGAUGCUGUGACUUUAAACAUCAUGUAUCCUCCCAAAAGCGUCUCGGUGUCCAUCAAUCCACCUGGUAAAAUAGUGUCAGGAGACUCAGUGACUCUGAACUGCAGCAGUGAUUCAAACCCUCCUGCUCUGAACUUCAGCUGGUUUAAAGGAGGAACGUUUGUAGGAUCUGGAAGAAUCUUAAACAUCUCAAAGAUCAGCUCUGAUGACAGUGGAGAAUACAAGUGCAGAUCCAUCAAUGAACAUGGAGAGAAAUACUCUGAUACUGUGACUUUAAACAUCAUGUAUCCUCCAAAGAGUGUCUCAGUGUCCAUCAGUCCAUCUGGUGAAAUAGUGUCAGGAGAUUCAGUGACUCUGAUCUGCAGCAGUGAUUCAAACCCUCCUGCUUUGAACUUCAGCUGGUUUAAAGGAGGAACGUUUGUAGGAUCUGGAAGAAUCUUCAACAUCUCAAAGAUCAGCUCUGAUGACAGUGGAGAAUACAAGUGCAGAUCCAUCAAUGAACAUGGAGAGAAAUACUCUGAUAAUGUGACUUUAAACAUCAUGUUUCAUCAUGGUGCUGGUAGGAAUGUGAUUGUGAUCGCAGCGACAUCUGGAGGAUUAUUCUUCAUCAUCACCAUCAUCAUCAUCUUGUUAAUAAUAAAGAAACGAAGAAGUGAUAAAACUGAAGAUCUCACAGUGAAACAGAAUGAUCUCUAUUCUGACGCAUCUCGAAGAGUUUCAGUCCAUGACGAGCCUCUUUCUGAACCGGAUUCAGCCAAUGAUGCUCCGUAUGCCAGUGUGAAACCAAAGAGAUUCAGAGGAAAAACUCCUGAAUCCAGAGAUACUGAGGAGAUCCAGUACGCAACUGUCCAAUAUCACAGAAAGAAAGAGAUGGAAAGACCAGAAGAGAGUGAAUGUCAGUACGACAAUAUAAGAGUUCAUCAGCCUGAUGCUGCCAUGAGGCGAUCAGCUGUUCAAACUAUGGAAGAUGCAUCAGUGAUCUACAGCAGCGUCAAAUGAGUGACCAGCAAACACAAACCUGUGUUUAAUUGUUAAAUUAAAGAUUGUUGGAUAAUUGUAUAUUUGUGAAAUAAUUUACCCAUUGGUUCAUACUACAACCAAUAUAAACAUGUUCAUCACCCACAUUAAGACUAAUUUGUUCUCUUUGACCAUUUGUGAGAGAAUGACAGUCAUUGUGUGAUGGACUGAUUUUCUUUCUAUUCUGUUUUGUUUUUGUUUUGUUUUUUUUCUAUUUUUAAGUUUGUCUGAGUUGAAUCUGUUAGUAGCAUAUAGUUUUUUCAGUAUUUUUGGUCUUCAGUUUUGGGCAUAAGUUUAGAAAUCAAAAAUAUACUUUAGAGAGAGAAAUAAAAUCACAAUCUGAUUCUGAACAAUGUUGUUCACAUCUUAUACAUCGCACUCUCAUCUGAAGUCAAGUCAAAGAAAGUCAGUUUUACUGUAAAUAAAAUUGACAGAUUGUAACUUUUUUUAAAAAAAUGCAUUUAUUAAUAAUUAAAGUAUGUUUUGACAUAAGCUAACAACAGUGUUAUAUGUACUGCUUAUCAACAUUCAAAUGCAUUAGGCAUUUUAUUAUUUAAUAUAUUUCAUAAGGAGUUUCCUCUACAUGUUUUACUUUGUAUGUUUUUACAACUAUGGCUAAUGCUUUAAUAAAUUGCUGAUUAACCUUCAAGCUAUUUAAGUCUGUGGUGUAUUUGAUCUGCUGGAUACCCAGCACUGGUAGGACCUCUAGAAUUAUUAUUCAUGGACGGGCAUAAACAGAUUAUGGAAUUAAAUUACUGUCUUGCGGAUCAAAAAAUAAUAAGUGUGAAUCAAAAAUUUAAAAACAAAAAUAUAUUGCACAAACUGAAAAAUAUAAUAAAAAAAAA
Molecule: messenger RNA, 3027 nt
Organism: Megalobrama amblycephala (Wuchang bream)
Lineage: Eukaryota; Metazoa; Chordata; Actinopteri; Cypriniformes; Xenocyprididae
Product: B-cell receptor CD22-like
Exons: 11
Coding region: 20-2164 (714 amino acids)
Source: RefSeq, a predicted model, not a curated record